This is a messenger RNA of Scylla paramamosain (green mud crab), 2380 nucleotides long. RefSeq names its product solute carrier family 35 member F3-like. Bases 1703 to 2305 code for a protein of 200 amino acids. Lineage: Eukaryota; Metazoa; Arthropoda; Malacostraca; Decapoda; Portunidae. The record is from RefSeq and is a predicted model, not a curated record. The transcript is spliced from 4 exons.
UGGGUCUUUACGUCAGGGAGAAGAAAGUCCGUCCUUCAAUGUGUUGUCCCCCACGAUGACUGCCAUGCCCUUCUUUGACAUCAUAACAUUUCUCAAGAUGUGACAGACUUGGGGACACACACACACUCACACACACACACACACACACACACACACACACACACACACACACACACACUGCCCUCUCUAAGGGUUUGAAGAAGAGUGACGCUGCCUUGCUGUAGGCACAGGAAGAUGCACAGCACGAGGAGGGGCCACCAGGGUCAAGGCCAUGCUGGAGCAGGCGUGCCACUUCCGCCUCCUGUCGGAAAAGAUUGAUCUUCUGUGGUGUCUAUUAAAUGGUCCAGCCUUCCAUACAUUGCAGAGCGUUAAAUCGGUUAGUUAAAGCUUAGGCGGAUAUGUGACAUGUGUGAAACGAAGUAGCUCGUUUGAUAAGAAACUGCCCGUUUAAAAGGAUGCAGUAUCUGACUCAAGCAAUCACCAUAUUCCUCUGAAGCACACAAAAGCAGUUUUGUAAGAUGUACUACUUCUCGUGAAUUUACUUUUGACCACUACAUACUUGCUAUUUAAAGACUUGAACAACCAUACGACCUAAACAAGAUAACUGGUCUUCACACGCACUUGAGCUCGCUGUUUCUACUGGGCAGGGAGAGGCGGGAGCAUAGUCACUUGGUACUGGAGCGGAAGGUAAUCAGGUCGCAUUGGCCUCAGGUCAGAUGAUCCUCAAGACAGAUCGGCCUGAGUGUAAAUAAGCCUCAGGACGUUUGGUUCUCGAAACACUUGGUACUCAAACCACUUGGUCUCUAAAAUGUCUCAGAGUGAUUGGUAAUUAGGGAAAAGUGUACCAAGUGGGAGUCAAACGGUUAAACAUCAAUUAUACAGCUUUGUGACUCGUCUCUGAUCGCCGCCACACACACACACACACACAGACACACUCAGGCAGGUGAAGCGGGUGGAAGUGCAUUGUUAUUACCUCCAUGCGCCACGGUAUCCAUAGCGCCCCUCCAAGCCUUGCCCCUCCAAGCCUUGCCCCUAGACUCGGGUGUGUAGGAGGAAGAGGAGGAGGAGGGGCAAGGAGGAGUAUGGGUACCAUUCGCCCCAGUACCAAGUGACUGCAAACCAAGAGAGGUGAGCCUGGCAGUAGUGGUUGUCAUAGCUAAACUUCUACUGUUUCUCCUCGCACUGUAAAUUUAGGGACACAUUUCUGGCAGGCGUCCACGGUGCCACCAAGGAAGCCAAGGGUGCUGCCUGGAUGGGUUCAUCACUUUGGCUGGCAUGCCUGUCACCUCUCCAAGGUUGCCACGAAAAGUAAAACGUGUUUUACGGAUCAUCGUUACAUUCCAGCGCCUCUUAAUUGCCUACGAAAUGUUUACUUAACCUCUACACGCCAAGAAAUGAGACUUCAGUUCAUAAUCGUGCAUGAGGAGAAUAAUAUUUUGAAAUCCGCGCCAUGACGUCACAGCAGAGACAUCCUGCGCGCGCAGGCCAGUGUGUGCGGCGGUAUGUUUGCUUUGUGUGUCGUGUCAAUGGUAUGUGAACUUCUGACGUUUUAUUAGUUAUUUUCCCAACCAUGGUGCGUGACAUGGUGGCGGGAGGUGUAAUGGUGCACGGCGCGAUGGUGAGACAUGGUGGUAAUGGUGCAGAGCGAUGAAAUGCUGGCGGUGGCAGGGAGGCGUAGGCGUGGCGGCAGGACGGUGUAGUGAUGAUGACUUCCUUGGCAAGUACAGUACGAACCACUUUUGCCCGGCUAUCAGCGACGACCUCUGCGUGCCUCGGCCGCGGACAGCCCCGUGAUGGUCAGCCCUCCAAGUGUGCUCAUCUUAGCAAGGCCUUCCUCUCCCAGACGACCAAAACGCAGAGGGAGGUGUUCCACGCGCCCUUCUUCACCACCCGGUUCUGUACGGCCUGGACGGGGCUCUUCUGCCCGCUCUGCCUCGCCUGCCUCUCCUGCUUCCGGAGGGACAAGGACUCACUCAAGGUCUCCCUCAAAACCAUCGCACAGAACUUCAGGGACCGCGGCGUCACUUUCAGCUACAUGCACGUCUACUCGCUUUGGAUCUUCGACUGCACUGACGUCAUGGCUCUCUACUCUGCCCACGUCUCCUUCGUGUUCCUCCUCUCGUGGGUGAUCCUGCAUGACCAGUUUGUCGGCGUCAGGGUGAGUAGACUGACUGGGCGGGAGGGUGUUGAUGGGCGUCUGUGGUAUGUGAUGUGGUCUGUGCUGCUGCUGUGUUGUGUAUGGAAACUGUUGGUCUUGGUCUUCUCCGUGAGCUGGAGUGACUGUUGUUGGUGUAUUAUGUCUUGAUCACUGCUGUUGCUCUUUUCUUUAUGUAUGUGUUUCUUUUUUUUUUUAUUUUAGAUGUUGGGUGCUUCUUUUUAG